Messenger RNA from Microthlaspi erraticum, 1674 nucleotides. NCBI's taxonomy places the organism in Eukaryota, Viridiplantae, Streptophyta, Magnoliopsida, Brassicales, Brassicaceae. The record is from the annotation of a GenBank genome assembly.
AUGAACAAGGUCGCCGAAGAACGGAGCAUGGACAUUUCCAUGGAAGACAAAGGUUUAAGAAAAACGAGGAAGAAAAUUUUGGAACUUCCGGAGAAGAUGAAGAAGAUUCUACAAGAUCUUUGGAAUGUCGGGAGAGAGGAUACAAGGAGAGUGAAACAUGCUUUGAAAGUAGGAGUUGCCUUAACACUUGUGUCUUUAUUGUAUCUCAUGGAACCUUUCUUCGAAGGUGUCGGGAAAAAUGCAAUCUGGGCAGUCAUGACCGUCGUCGUCGUUCUCGAGUUCUCCGUCGGUGCAACAUUACGCAAGGGAUUAAAUAGAGGAUUAGGGACACUAGUAGCAGGAUCUUUGGCAUAUGUAAUGGAGUUUGUUGCUAUUCACUCCGGUAAAGUUUUUGGAGGUAUCUUCAUUGGCAUCGCUGUUUUCAUCAUAGGAUCAACGAUAACGUACAUGAGAUUUAUACCAUACAUAAAGAGAAACUACGACUACGGCUUGCUUGUAUUUCUUCUGACGUUUAAUCUAAUCACAGUAUCGAGUUACACAUUCGAUACUGUGAUUACGGUCGCUCAUGAGAGACUAUACACCAUUGCUAUGGGUAUCGGCAUUUGUCUCUUCAUGAGCCUCUUGAUUUUUCCUAUAUGGUCUGGUGAUGACCUUCACAAAUCCACCGCUACAAAGCUCCAAGGCCUCUCUCACUCUAUCGAAGCAUGUGUGAGUAGGUAUUUUGAGGAGGUGAAAGACAGAGACAACUCAGAUUCUGAAUCUGAUGAUGAAGACGACGUAAUCUACAAAGGGUACAAGAAUGUUUUGGAUUCUAAAUCCACCGACGAAGCACUUGCAAUGUAUGCAAGAUGGGAGCCACGACACACAAGGCGUUGCCAUAAAUUCCCAUCACAACAAUACAUCAAAGUUGGAUCUGUUCUUCGCAAGUUUGGUCACACUGUUGUUGCUCUUCACGGUUGCUUACAAACCGAGAUUCAGACUCCUAGGUCUAUUCGUAUCCUCUUCAAAGAUCCUUGUGUUAGACUAGCCGGAGAAAUCUGCAAAGUUUUAUUAGAACUCUCCGAGAGCAUAAAAAAACGGCGUCGUUGCUCGCCGGAGAUUCUCUCCGAAAACCUCGAAGUAGCAUUAAAAGAUCUCAACACCGCAAUAAAAUCUCAGCCUAAACUCUUCUUGGGAUCUAACCUUCACAGUGACAUCACCAACAAGCACUUGAACGGCAACGUUUCGUAUUACAAUGAUAACAACGCAAACGGCAUCGUUUCGUAUCACAACGACGGUAAUAACUUGAACGGCAACGUUUUGGGUCAGACAGUGGAACAGAACGACACCGUAUCAAAGCCUCGAUUAGACAAUUCAGUUUCGCUCUCUAGCUUUAUGGGUGACACGUCAGACCGGAGGAGAUCGGUGAAGAAAUCGGCGAUCGGAGAGAAGAGGAGGUUAAGGAGACAAUUGAGCAAAAUCGCGGUGAUGAAAAGUUUGGAGUUUUCAGAGGCGUUACCGUUUGCUGCGUUUGCGUCGCUCCUUGUGGAUAUGGUGGCGAGGCUUGACACUGUGAUUGAUGAGGUGGAGGAGCUGGGUACAAUCGCCUGCUUCAAGGAGUACGAUGAGACUGUUGAUCCGACGGAUGUGGAGGUGCGAAUUGAUAAGCCGGUAGAUCUUGUGGUCGGAGAUUGA